CUCCCAGAUUCCAUCUUUUAAUGGAUUGCUUUUGCAGUAACUAAUGUGAUGAAUUUUUCCAGGUGGCAGCAGGAGCAACAGGCCUGGCACAGAGGGCUCUCGAUGAAGCCACAAACUACGCCCUGGAGAGGAAGACCUUUGGCAAAGUUAUUGCUGAGCACCAGGCCGUGUCGUUCCUCUUGGCCGAGAUGGCAAUGAAGGUGGAGCUGGCUAGGAUGGCGUACCAGCGAUCAGCUUGGGAAGUGGAUCAAGGCCGCAGGAACACCUACUACGCCUCCAUUGCCAAGGCCUUCGCCGGAGACAUCGCCAAUCAGGUGGCUACUGACGCCGUUCAGGUCUUUGGAGGCAACGGCUUCAACAGCGAGUACCCGGUGGAGAAGCUGAUGAGGGACGCAAAGAUCUACCAGAUCUACGAAGGAACAGCUCAAAUCCAAAGGCUCAUUAUUGCCAGAGAACAUCUGGGAAAGUUCAAGAAAUGAACCGUUCCCUGAUCCGUCCUCAUUUACAGUAAUUUACUGUUAACUUCUGUAGCUCUUGUACAUAAAGGUUCUGUAAAAAUAGAUCGGGCCGCUUAUUCAGGAUGCAGCUCCAAUGUUUUCUGCCUUAACAGGUGGUUCAGAUUGAUGAUCUGAAUGACGAGGUCAUGAUUCUUAUGGUUUGAUUCAGAUCAUAUAAUAAAACUUUUAUCAGCUCAACACGACAUGAAUAGUUUCUGUGCCCAAAUGAAAACGUUUCACUGUAAGGAGCAUCAUUUCUCUUGUGAACUGUUUAGACUGCUUGUCUUUUAUUAUAGCUUCAGAAAUACAUUUUAAGCAAUAAUCAAUGAUUGUCUGUAAACUUAAACUAAAGUUAUUCUACAGUUAAAUUUCAGUGACUCUUUAAGAUGAUGGUCUUGCCAAUUAUUUUGCCUUAUUCUGCCUCAAACAUCUCACUGACUUUGUUCACAUCUCUAAAAGAUCAAAUUUGUAAAAUAACUUUAAACUUGAACAGAAUGUGUAGAAAGAUGUUUAGAAGUGCAUGAUGUCUAAAUGCUGUUUAUAUCUUUAUAUUCUGCCCGUUUUGCAUUCAAAAUGAGAUUAAAACUGUUUUACAGUAAGACUUCAGUCAUGUUGGACUGUAAGAGUUUCUUCAGAAACCUGAAUGCCAUCAACUCAUUAAACUAUUAUACUUGUGCUCAGAGGUUCUGAUGGGUUUCUGGUUCUUUUAUAUUUAUGAAAUGAGUGUUUUUAUUUUUAAGAGAUUUGAUCAAUUUAAGAAAAGUGUUCACUGUUUCCUCUAAUGUCUUUGAUAGAGAAUGUUUUUGUUAAACUUUAAUACACUUAAUUCUUUAAACUAAAACUAAAUUCAUUAUUUAGGAGGUUGAUAUGAUUUAAUAUGGAAAUCAAGAAAAGUUAAUUUCAUUUUAAGCACAUUGUAUUUUCGACUGUUUUCCUCUAUCGGCUCAUUUUGUCUAAUUGAUCACAAUUAUUAGUAUGAAAAUGGCCAUUGUGUAUAUACAAAAUAAAUAUUGAAAGUAAAAUGAG
Girardinichthys multiradiatus is the source of this 1523-nucleotide messenger RNA. RefSeq names its product medium-chain specific acyl-CoA dehydrogenase, mitochondrial-like. Bases 189 to 479 code for a protein of 96 amino acids. Gene Ontology annotation, cellular component: mitochondrion. The record is from RefSeq and is a predicted model, not a curated record. The transcript is spliced from 3 exons. Gene Ontology annotation, biological process: medium-chain fatty acid catabolic process; fatty acid beta-oxidation. NCBI's taxonomy places the organism in Eukaryota, Metazoa, Chordata, Actinopteri, Cyprinodontiformes, Goodeidae. Gene Ontology annotation, molecular function: medium-chain fatty acyl-CoA dehydrogenase activity.